Aspergillus niger is the source of this 1086-nucleotide messenger RNA. RefSeq lists its product as hypothetical. The record is from RefSeq and is a predicted model, not a curated record. The transcript has 9 exons. NCBI's taxonomy places the organism in Eukaryota, Fungi, Ascomycota, Eurotiomycetes, Eurotiales, Aspergillaceae. Bases 1 to 1086 code for a protein of 361 amino acids.
AUGAGUGGGGAGAAGGGGGGAGCCUUAGGGAUAUUGGUCGCCAAGUCCCUGGGCACCGUUGGCCAUGGACGAUCUCAACCAGCAGGACCGGAUCUGGGUCUCACAGAAGUCGAACAGACCGUCUUCAAGGCGCAGUCAAGGGUGUCGAUUGAUCAAACCGACGUCCUUAUGGGAGGAUUGCUGCAACCUUUUUUAGGUAGCAAGACGCACAGGAAAGGAACCGUCCAGUGUGAAGCGGGAACCGACCGCCCCGGACUUGCAGAUGAAAUGCGCCCAGGAACGGCGGCCGAAGUGGGAUCACCGGAGAAGGAGGGAUGGACCAUCUGCCAUCGUCCACCUUCCGAACUAGUUCCAGUAGCGUUCACUAGUUGCGGGUCUAGAGUCCGUCGCGAUAGUCAAGAGUCAGUUCUCAGGGGCAUGCAUCCAAGUUCCUGCAGGUUCAAUCUUCCAGCUUGCGAGUUCGGUCUCCCUUUUUCUCCCCCUAACCCACAUCAAACUAUCUACGUCUUUAUUCUUUCCGUUCAAUAUGUGGAUGCUGACAGCUUGCAUGGUUCCAUUGGGGAGGGUCCUGCUAUUAUUCCCAGUCCCAGUCAAUUGACUGCCAUCAAGUGGAGCCAGUUACUCCGUACUUCCUCAGUUCCUACUGGAUCGAUCUUCCGUGACCCAUCGCAAAGCUCCAUCGCACCCAAGGUAGGGCAGCGACCGAAUUUGUCAGUAUGCUGGAGAUGGAUCAAGUUGGAUCAAGGAUGGCUUCUGCGAUCAGGCCAGCUUGGGGGCUUCUGCAUCAAUUUUCACCACGCAUCUUUUUUCUUCCCUCGUUGCCGGAGAUUUACUCAUACUGCUGACUGCAUCUACAGUCUCCAUAUCCAGUCACAUACAUACAGGAUGGUGGUCAUGCCCACCUUCCGGGUUUCGGAGCUGGGGCAUUCUGUCGCCCGAAUGCAAUCCUCGCAAUGUGAUACAUCGCCGUUUCCUGGCGGUUCUAGUGCCGCCAGGCACUUGAUACACCGGCGUUCAGGGACGAUCAUCUACGGGGAUGGCAUGGCUCUCAUGUUUCAUCAGCCAGCCAGCCAGCAGAUAGACUAG